This is a messenger RNA of Plectropomus leopardus (leopard coralgrouper), 3083 nucleotides long. The record is from RefSeq and is a predicted model, not a curated record. NCBI's taxonomy places the organism in Eukaryota, Metazoa, Chordata, Actinopteri, Perciformes, Serranidae.
UUUACCAGUUGUCAGUCAUUCAUUAUUUGCUUACCAGUCUUCGGUCUCGUGUGGUGGAGGUUAGUCGUAUUCCCGUCGCGAGCUUUGUGCUUUAAAUGCAUCGCUUUUCCUCAAAUUCAAGCUGAAAUCUCCUCACAUCAACAAACUCCAAGACAGCCUGCGGACCAAUUGAAUUGUGUAGCCAUCAUGGGCAGCUAAGAAAAACAGGUUAAAUAUCGGCUGUGUGGAGGACAGAAGGUUAGCAACACCUCGGAGCAUCUCUCCUCUCUUCCCACUCAGGCAGUCCAUCAAGUUUCCAGCACUAUGGCUGAAGAAGAGUAUGGCAGUUUUGUGGACUGGAACCAGAUGGGGGAUCUGGCCAAGAGCAGCGGGCCCACCAAGGUAGACUGUAAAGACCUGAAAGAGUUCAAACAGAUGGCUCGGCAGGGUUACUGGGCCAAAAACCACAAACUACGGGCACAAGUCUACCAGCAGCUCAUCAAAGCCAUUCCCUGCCGCACAGUUACCCCAGAUGCAGAAGUGUAUCGUGACAUUAUGGGAAGUGCAGCCAAUAAAAAACCCUCCUCAAACAUCCCGCUCCCAGAAUUUGUGGAUGAUAGUCCACUGCCACGGUAUUGCCUGAAGGCAGAGGCAGUAGCCUCAGCCCACCAGAUUAUCAACUGCGUAGCUGGACAGUUUCCAGAUAUCUCCCACUGCCCAUCACUACCCGCUGUUACGUCAUUGCUCCUGCACUUCAGCAAAGACGAGGCUCAGUGUUUUGAGCACAUCAGCCGCAUACUGGCCUGCAACGAGCCAGGCAAACGACUGCUGGAUCAGACUUUCCUGGGCUUUGAGUCUAGCUGCAUGACUUUUGGUGAUCUGGCCAACAAGUACUGUACAGCAGCCCACAAACUGAUCGUGGCCACAGCCCAGGAUGUGCUUGAAGUCUACUCAGACUGGCAGCGCUGGGUGUUGGGUGACCUGCCUUUCAGCCAUGCGGUCAGGGUCCUGGACGUCUACCUAGUGGAGGGCUACAAGGUCCUCUUCCGUGUGGCCAUUGCGUUGCUCAAGUUCUACCGCAAGCAUAAAGCAGGAGCCCAGGGAGGCCAGGGCAACCAGCCGCAGGAUUCAGGCAAUGUCAGGGCGGACAUUCAAGCUUUCAUCCAGGGCAUUGCUUCCACCGUCACACCUGACAAGUUGCUAGAGAAGGCCUUCUCCAUCCGUCUAUUUAGCCGUAAGGAGAUAACCCUGCUGCAGCUCACGAAUGAAAAGUCCCUGCAACAGAAAGGAAUCACCGUCAAACAGAAGCGUCCAGGCGGGAACGUGCAGCUGGCUCUUAACCCUGACUCCUUCUCCUCGGAGAUUGUCAGUGCCAAGGAGAUGCGGGACAUCUGGUCUUGGAUCCCUGAGCGUUUCGCACUGUGCCAGCCACAACUCCUCUUCACCACCUCCACCCAUGGUUGCAGCCUGAACAGAUUCUACCAACAUUGUGAAGGCUAUGAACCCACUCUGCUCCUCAUCCGGACCACAGAUGGUGAUGUAUGUGGAGCCUUCCUGUCCACAGACUGGGAGGAGCGCAAGAGAGGAGGAAACAAACUAAGCUUCUUCGGCACAGGGGAGUGCUUUGUCUUCAGACUGAAGCCAGAGAUGGAGCGUUAUGAGUGGGUGGUGAUCAGACACCCUGAGUUAGCCUCCUCCAUCAAGACUGAGGUCCAGGAAGACGCAGCCUCCUCUGAGGGGCAAAACUCAGACAACAACAUCCUAAAGCAGCCAGAGAAACCUGCUGGAGACCUGUCGCCCUUCCUCUCGGCUCGCCACUUCAACCUUAACUCCAAGAAUACUUCCAUGUUCAUGGCUGGCAACUUUGACUCCAUCAUAGUGGGGGGAGGAGACGGCAACGCUCUGUAUAUCGACUCUGAGCUGAACCAUGGGCGCGCUGGCAGGUGUGCCACCUUUGACAACCCGCCCCUGUGUGCUGAGAGCUUCCAGGUUUCUCUGCUAGAAUCGUGGGGCUUCCAGGAUGCCAUGGCCUCAUAAUGGUUUACACAAAAAAUCACAAAAAUGUACGUUGAUCUAUACGGACAUGGAAAGUUGCAUAUUCAUGCACACAAAUUUGAGCAUUUAAGCACAUAAACGUAAAAAAUCUUGUUUUUUAAAUGUCCAGUUAAGUGUUAAAGGUGGCAAACACAGUUAUAUACAAAGAAUUACAUCCGUCCUGCAAAGUCAUAGAUGAUUAGCUAUUUUUUAUUUAUUUAUGCAGGUAAUCCAAAUUUCAACAUGUGAACAAAAAUUUGAUGUUUAUGUGUGUUUUAUUUUUGUAUUUUGAAAUUUGUAUUAUGGAUGGCUAAUUAUGUAUAAGUGUCUGGUAAUAAGAAGGAGGUCGGAAUCAACUAAAAGGUUUUUUUAGUUGUUUGUUUUGUUUUUCUUUGCUAUGUAAAGUGGAGCGUGUUUGUGGUCAUGCUGAGCUGAAACAUUCGAAGUAGCUCAAUCUGCCAAAUUUACUGUAUAGCGAUUUCUGCAGUUUUGUUAUUUACCAGACCAUAACGUCUAAGAUAAAAAGUGUGAAAUUAUGAGUUGAUAUGGUAAAAGGUUCUACAAAAUGAUGGAAAACUAAGAUUAAAAUGUAGUAAAGUUUCAAGUCAGCUAAGUUCAUAGUCAAUUCCUUUGAUUUGGUGUACAUACGUGCGAUGAAUUACUGUGGUAAAAUGUUUGUGAAUAUUAGUGGUGAAUUUGAGUGUUGCCAUUUUGCACCAAGUGUCAGAGCCUCCUUUUGAAUGAGUGGCAGUUUCUUCCCUCUGUAGUGUAUGGAUAUUCAUGUGAAUAACAGUAGAAACUUUUCCCAGAAAAAAAACUCUGUUCUUCAUUUAUGAGCAAUGAAGAUAAAUGCAGUUUUCUCAUCCUCAUUUUUUUGCCUCUUUUCCUGUGACUUCCGUCCUUUGUGAACAUAGUUACAUAAGAAGUCCAAAAUGUGCCGAUUUGGCAAAGUGUUGUUGGGAUUAUGCACCCUGUUUAUAUCUGUAUGUUCAAAAUGUGCUCCAGUGAAUGUUAAAUUGAGUAACUACAAAUAUAUUGUACAUGUGAAAAUACAGCUAUGUGCUUUCAAA